This is a messenger RNA of Trifolium pratense (red clover), 1326 nucleotides long. RefSeq names its product derlin-1.1-like. Bases 278 to 1123 code for a protein of 281 amino acids. The record is from RefSeq and is a predicted model, not a curated record. Gene Ontology annotation, cellular component: endoplasmic reticulum membrane; Hrd1p ubiquitin ligase ERAD-L complex. Gene Ontology annotation, molecular function: misfolded protein binding; ubiquitin-specific protease binding. Gene Ontology annotation, biological process: endoplasmic reticulum unfolded protein response. The transcript is spliced from 7 exons. Lineage: Eukaryota; Viridiplantae; Streptophyta; Magnoliopsida; Fabales; Fabaceae.
UGGAGUGGUAUUUGGUGUUAGAAUAUUUCAAAGUCAACAAGUCAAUUCCUAUGCUGCCAAGCAAGAAAAAACAUACUACUGGAUUAGUAUUGUUUGUAUUGGAGUGUCAUUUGGUGUUAGACUUUUGAAUGCAUAUAUAAUAAUCUCUUCUUUCAUAAUUGCUACUAUGAUAAUUUUUCUUCUUUGGAAUUUCCAUUAUAUAAUUUAAACUUAUCUUCCUUUCUUUGUGCUUCAUGUUCUAAUCACUUUUCACUACUAACACCUAUUUCCUUCAACAAUGUCUACACCAGCAGAAUACUACCAUUCUCUACCUCCUGUGAGCAAAACUUUUGGGGUGGCAUGUUUGAUGACCACAGCUGCAUAUUAUCUGAAUUUUUAUGAUGCAAAGAACAUAGCACUGUUGUAUGGCUUAGUGUUUAAACGAUUUCAGGUUUGGAGGCUUAUCACAAAUUUCUUCUUUCUUGGACCGUUUUCAUUUCCAUUUGCAUUUCGUCUCAUAAUGAUAGCAAGAUAUGGUGUUGCAUUGGAAAGAGGGCCAUUUGACAAGAGAACUGCAGAUUAUGUCUGGAUGCUGAUAUUUGGUGCACUUUCACUUCUGGUGAUGGCUACUGUACCAUAUUUAUGGUCUCCAUUCAUGGGAGUAUCUUUAGUUUUCAUGAUUGUCUAUGUUUGGAGCCGUGAAUUUCCAAAUGCAAGAAUCAACAUUUAUGGCUUGGUAACAUUGAAGGGUUUUUACCUCCCAUGGGCAAUGCUAGCUUUGGAUUUGAUAUUUGGAAAUCCCUUAAAGCCAGACAUUCUAGGGAUGGUUGCAGGACACUUAUAUUACUUCUUAACAGUGCUUCAUCCUCUUGCUGGUGGAAAGUUCAAGUUCAAUACUCCUCUCUUGGUUCACAAAGUAGUGGCAUAUUGGGGAGAGGGUAACCAAAUGAAUUCUCCAGUGCAAUCUAAUCCAUCAGCUGGAAUUGUAUUCAGAGGAAGAAGCAAUCGUCUUGGUGGAGCUCAAUCAACAACGGUAAGACGAACUCCACAAGAAACAAGUGAGGGUGCUAAUUCUUCCCCUCAGCAGCAAAAUCAGGGUGGUGGAAUUGCUUUUCAAGGAAGAAGUUAUCGUUUAAAUGGAUGAGAUUAUAUGUUAAUUUGUCUUAAUCAAUGUUUUAAAAACUAAAUUGAAUCCGACGGUUUAACAAGUUGAACUGAGAAAAGUACGGUUUACAAUUUGGUUAUUUGGACGGUUCAAUUAUGUUUCAUCUUGUUUCGAACAGUUUAAAGCAGUUGAAUUAUAACACCAAAGUUUCAUCGGCUCAAAUGUCCGAUUAAGUUUUCGAA